AUGUGUGAUUACAAGUCUGACCAAGUCUCUGCAAAAACACACACACACGUCUCUCCUCACAACCAAUCACCGAUCAGCUCAGCCCAAAUUCUCUUUUCCGUUAAAGAAACUUCAAGGCUCAUGUCUUGUAUGUUGGGUUGUUCUAAUGGCACCGUUGCGAUUGCCACCGCCAUGGUUUUCUCGAGCACGGCUCUGUUUCUCGCGAUGGCUCGCCAGUUCCAUGGGAAUCAAACCUCUAAGGUUCAAGAUCAGACUCCAGUGACUCCAGGACCAAUCCUCCGUUCUUGUCUAUCUUCAGAGGAAACGAAGAAACAGAGGAAGAAGAAGAAUAAGAAAGUUCGCUUCGCGGAGAAUGUGAAAGAUACGAAAGGGAACGGUAAAGAGUACCGGAUGAGGGAACUGAGCUGGAGAACCGUACCGGAACCAGUGACUAAUCCGGGAAAGACCGGUUCAAAUUGUGGAAUCUCCACGAUACCAGCGAACCGGAUGGCUCUGUACAAUGGGAUUCUCAGAGACCGAGAUCACAGAACUCAAUGUUCUUAUUGA
Thlaspi arvense is the source of this 546-nucleotide messenger RNA. NCBI's taxonomy places the organism in Eukaryota, Viridiplantae, Streptophyta, Magnoliopsida, Brassicales, Brassicaceae. The record is from the annotation of a GenBank genome assembly.